This is a messenger RNA of Paramormyrops kingsleyae, 2623 nucleotides long. It is a transcript of the gene pip4k2aa, whose product is annotated as phosphatidylinositol-5-phosphate 4-kinase, type II, alpha a. The record is from RefSeq and is a predicted model, not a curated record. Gene Ontology annotation, molecular function: 1-phosphatidylinositol-5-phosphate 4-kinase activity; 1-phosphatidylinositol-4-phosphate 5-kinase activity. Gene Ontology annotation, cellular component: plasma membrane. Lineage: Eukaryota; Metazoa; Chordata; Actinopteri; Osteoglossiformes; Mormyridae. Gene Ontology annotation, biological process: phosphatidylinositol phosphate biosynthetic process.
CGGCACCAGACUCGUAACACAUGAAACUGAAACUAAAACUGAACUGCCCUUUUAUGAUAAUAAGCCACUUUUCGUAAUAUUUCGAGAAUGAUUCUCUUAGUGGGUGUUGAUUAAAAAUGUACGGUUGCGUAAAUACUGUAAAUUAUGCAUUUGUUAAUUGUGCGUUUUAUUUUCCUGCCACCUCGAGCGUAUUUCCUGCCCUUCGAUUGGCCACGAAACGGAGGUACGAUCGGCGCCCGUCGGAGCGCCGCUCGCUCGGCCGCCUCCCACUUCCAGUUGUCAGCGGGCAGAGCGGCAGCCAGCCGGAAGCGCUGGGAGUCAGCUGCAGGCUUUUUAAACAUUAAAAUUCAGCGAUCUGCGGCAUUGCAGCGCUGCUUUCUCCCCGCUUUCGGAGUAACUGAACGUUUCCGUACAUUUUCACUUUUGGAGGAGAAGGAACAUAAAGUGGGGGAAACGUGUUUUAACGUGGCAGAUCCUGAAUUGGAGCGCGUCGGGGUUUGCACUGGCCGCAGCUAGUUAUAAGGCGGACAGUUCAUUAUAAGGUGUAUCGCUGAGUGUGCGGCCAGAUUGAUCGGCAUGGCUUCGGCGAGCGGUAUCGUUGCCUCCAUCGCCAGCAAGACCAAGACCAAGAAGAAGCAUUUCGUGGCUCAGAAAGUGAAGCUCUUCCGUGCCAGCGACCCGCUACUCAGCGUCCUCAUGUGGGGAGUCAACCACUCGAUCAUCGAGCUGAGUCACAUCCAGAUCCCCAUCAUGCUCAUGCCAGAUGACUUCAAAGCCUACGCCAAGAUCAGGGUGGACAACCACCUCUUCAACAAGGAAAACAUGCCUAGUCACUUCAAAUUUAAGGAAUACUGUCCCCUCGUCUUCCGUAAUCUUAGAGAAAAGUUCCUGAUUGACGACCAAGAUUUUCAGAACGCCCUGACACGGAGCGCGCCCAUUCCCAGCGACGCCCAGGGCCGGAGCGGCGCUCGCUUCCACACCACGUACGACAAGCGGUACGUCAUCAAGGCCAUCACCAGCGAGGACGUGGCUGAGAUGCACAACAUCCUCAAGAAGUACCACCAGUUCAUUGUAGAGUGCCACGGCAACACGUUGCUACCCCAGUUCCUUGGCAUGUACCGCCUCACGGUUGAUGGGGAUGAGACCUACAUGAUCGUCACACGCAACGUGUUCAGCAGCCGACUGGGAGUCUACAAAAAAUAUGACUUGAAGGGUUCCACGGUUGCCAGAGAAGCAAGUGACAAGGAGAAGGCCAAAGAUCUCCCGACAUACAAAGACAAUGACUUCAUCAACGACGGACAGAAGGUGUACGUCGACGAAAACAGCAAGAAGAUGUUCUUGGAGAAGCUGAAAAGGGAUGUGGAGUUCCUGGCCCAGCUGAAGCUGAUGGACUACAGUCUCCUGGUGGGCAUCCAUGACAUAGAGCGGGCAGAACAGGAGGAGGUGGAGAUCGAGGACAACGAUGGGGAGGAGGAGGGGGAGAGCGACGGCGGGCUCGUCAGCACCCCCCCGGACAGCCCCAGCAACACCCUAGACAACAACAGGGUGUUCGGCACUGGGGAGUUCGACCCCAACAUCGACGUUUACGCGCUGAGGAGCCAUGAUAACGCCCCAAGGAAGGAGGUGUAUUUCAUGGGGAUCAUCGACAUCUUGACGCACUAUGACGCGAAGAAGAAGGCGGCGCAUGCGGCCAAGACGGUCAAGCACGGGGCAGGGGCUGAGAUCUCCACGGUCAACCCAGAGCAGUACUCCAAGAGAUUCUACGACUUCAUCACCACAAUCCUUUCGUAGCCUCGGCGAUGAGGGCAGGGUUGGGGGGGUGGGGCGGCUGGCCUGGGAUAUCUAGUAAAUGCACAAACAGUUCACCAGUUGGGGGAUUUUCUCUCUCGCCGACUUCAGUCGUCAUUUGUUUACAUUUUUUUUUUCUGGGAUUGGAAGCAGUAUUUGCCCCCCCCCCAUGUUGGUGUUCGUUCAUUAUUUUCUCCAGUAUCCCGGCUGUGUGUGAAUUCUGUUACGUUUGUUCUGCUUCAGCAGUGAAAUAAGAGAUUGGAGGGUGGUAGAGGAGGAGUGUAGGCAGGUACCAGGAUUUUUAGGGGGAACUGGACAGGGAAACAUAAUGUUGGUGACAUUGUAGUGGUCAGUAAGGAGGGGACCUCCGACCCGCAUAACCACGAUGUUCCUGUGAUGCUCUCCUCUCCUGCACUAGUGCUGUAAUAUCAAGCCAUGCUUACUGGGUGACAGUGUGUGGUCUCUGGUGGUGAAACGUCUACAAAAAAGUCCUUAACCCACUUCCAGUGGCUUCGCAUAGCUCCCGCUCGUUCCCGGUGGUCUGCGUCGCUGGGAUGACCAGAGGUCCCGCAGGCAGAAUCUGUAGCACUUUGGGAUAACUUGCUCUGGACCACUGUGAGAAAGAUGUUUACUCUGGUAGAAUCAAGACAGAAUACAUCUCUCUCUCUCUCUUUUGUACGCUAUGAUAAAUGGCAUUCAGCAAGAUGACUGAAUUUGUAGCCCUACCCCCACAAGACAGAGAAACUCUUUCUUCUGGUGUUACAGCAUGGAGCCCUCUUGCUCUCUGCAGACUGAAUGAACACUUUGCUUUUGUGUGUGUGUGUGUGUGUGUGUG